AAACCACUCACUCAAUUAGGAGUGAAAGGCGGAGGUGAAACUGAGGACGAGCCCCCCUUUUUUUGAGAUUGAAGGGUGAGCAAUUGCUUCGAAUUGAAUUCACAUCGCUGGAUAUAAAAUGAUGUCAUCAGACGUGUGGUUUUGUGCGUGAAACUUUAUCUGAUCAGAUGGACAGGAAACAGACAGAAGGACUAAGGGAAGAUUCAAAGCUUCCCGCUCCAUGUGCCCUCUGGCCAGUCGACCUGAAAUUAACACACAUUGACUGCAAUUCUGACAAUACGUUGGUCCACUUUCAAGGUCAAUAUGCUACCAUCUGUGAGCUGGACUACAACAUUCUCCAAGUGGAAAUUCAGAAUGUCUCCAAAACAGCCGUAUCUGUGGAAGUGGGAGACGUGUGCCUGGUGGAAGAUUUGCUAUCUAGCCGCUGGUACAGAGGAAGAAUUCAGAACAUAUCAGGAGAAUUGUAUGAUGUGUUCCUGCUGGAUCAUGGAUAUAUUCUUACCGUUGGUCCCAGAAGUUUGUCCGCAAUUUCAGAUUCCUUACUCAUGCUACCACCAAAGAUUGUCUGUGGAUUCAUUGCUAAUGUGCUGCCAUUUCAGGAAGGCUGGGACCAACCAUCGAAGGCAUAUUUCUCUUCUUUAAUAGGCAGACAUAUCGAAGGAUAUAUCCAUGGUCUUUUGCCAAACAAGGUUCUUAUUCUGGAAGUGCCAGAAAUAACCAAAGAUUUGUUGAGAUUGAGCUUAGGCAGACAUGUGGAUACAGACACGUUUCUGCUACUGGUGGAACUGGAGUUAGAAGUACCAAUUCAACAGAGCUGCGAGUCUGUUCCUGAUUUGCUCAUCGAAAAACAAAUUGCACAAGAGAUUUCCUUUAAGUCCUCUAAUUUAUGUGGCUAUGAAAAUAUUCUUUCGCUCAGCGGCUCUAAGUUGGUUGUUGGACAGAAGGAAAGAGUUCGAAUAGCUGCUGCUGUAAACCCUGGGUUGUUUUACUGCCAGUUGUCCUCUGCUUCAAGAGACCUUAAAGAGAUGUCCAAAAAAUUGGCACUGGUGUGCGAGUCGAGGAACGGUGACUUCAGUGACAAGGCAGGCGAAAAUAUGGGCUUACUAUGUGCCAUCAAAGGCAAAGAUGAGAAGUGGCACAGAGGUUUAGUGCAGUGCCUCCCCGUUAACUCCCAGGUUCGAGUUGUGUUUGUUGACUACGGGUAUUGUGAAUCUGUAAAAGUUGAAAACAUCUUUCAGUUACCUUCAGAUUUUCUCCUGAGACCAGUCAUGGCUUUCCCGUGUUCCCUUUCUUGUUUGAGUGACAAAGACAAAGCCACAGUGAGCCAGCAACUGGUGCAUCUCAGAAAUGGAUUACUGGGUAAGGAGCUUGUAAUUACAAUCGAUGACUUAAGAAAGGAAAAGAAUGUCUGUUCGGUCACGCUCAGCGACGUGGGCAAAUGUGCACCUUUCAAAACAGUGGCAUGUAAAGAAGUCGAUAAAAUCUCACGCAGUGGUAUUCUCACUUAUGUGCACAGAUUGAGUUACAUUCUAAACAAGACACAGAAGGAAGGAAUCUUAAGGAAUUUGGUGGCUUUUGAAGACAUUCAAGAUGGCUCUGUGUUUGAGGGUUAUGUCGAACAUGUUCAGAACCCUCAUGAUUUCUGGAUAAGAACAGCAAAGUCCAACGAUCGAUUUCAGGCCAUGAUGAAUAAACUGACCGAUCGGUGUAGCAGGUUACAACUGAACGAGGAAAUCCUUCAUGAUCCAGUGCCUGGUCAACUCUGUUGUGCCAUGUACGAAAAAGACAUGCAUUACUACAGAGCUCUUGUGGUGGAUAUUCUUGAAUAUGGUGCUGAGGUGUUUUUCAUUGACUUUGGAAACACAGAAAAAGUCCCAAGCAUGUUCAUUAAAAAAAUACCCUCUGAGUUUUCUGUGGAGCCAGCGUUUGCUCUCAAUUGUUCCUUAGCUCAUGUUCUUCCACUGGAAGAGGUCUGGACAGGUGCAGCAGCAAACUUCUUCAGGAAAGCCACCUCAGAGAAAGCUCUCCUGGUUCACGUCAUCUGCAGAAGGGGCGAUGUGUUUGUUGUGGAGAUGUACGAGAAAGGGUUUGAGAAAGGUGAAAGUAUUGAAACACUUUUGACGAAGACAAAAAUGGCAGAAACUUGGACGUAUCGUGUGAAAAAAACUCCGAGUAGAGCUGUUGGAAAAAACAAUAAAACAGGCAAGAGCUUCAUGAGAAGGCAGUUUGCUGAGAAUUCUUGUAAGAGUACGCCACAGAAACACCCUAGCAAGGUGACGAAGCAAGAGAUUGCCACAGAAAAACAAACCCACACUGAGACACAAAAACGCAAUGCUGUUGAAACUUUCAAAGGUCAUAAAUAUAAGCCAGGAACUGUGAUUAGUGUCCAGUGUUCACAUGUCAGUUCCCCUUCAGAUUUUUGGUGCCAGAACCUGAAAUACAAGAAUCACUUGAACAGAUUAAUGCAAAGACUACAAACGUUUUACCAGACAAAUACCUCUGUGUUCCAGCCCUACAGUGAAUGUUGUGCUGUCCAGUUUCAACAGGACAGCAAGUGGUACAGGGGGUCCAUUCUUGAAGAAACGGAUCAAAAUGUUAAGGUGAUUCUAGUGGACUAUGGCAUGGUUGUGCAAGAAAAUCUGCAGAAACUUCAAGCUCUAAAUCCAGAGUUUCUUGAGCUUGAAAGACAAGCAUUCAGAUGCAGUUUGUACAAGUUGACUGACCCAGAAGGAGGUGAUAUGUGGUCUGACGAAGCGAGCACCUUGUUAAAGGAUUUUACUUUUGGAAAUUGUGAGCUAAGAUGCAAAAUCUACUACCAGGUCAAUGUUGCAAAUAAAGGCUUCUGCAAUGUGGUUGAUUUAUACACAUCUCUUCAACGAGCCUCCGCACAUCUUAUAGAAAAGGGUGUAGCCAAGGAAAUACAGCAUCCAAACCAGCUACUUCCAUUUGUCUAUCCAUGCUCUUUUGUUUAUUCUUCUUUUGACAUUACCGUUGGAAGUGAAGAGUUGGCGUACUCCACUCAUGUUGUUAGCCCUUGGGAAAUCUAUCUCCAGCUGGACAGAAAUACUGAAAUUAUUGAGCAGCUUAUGGACAGGUGUGUGAAGGAAAGUGAAGAGUUAAUGAGUGGGACGCAUACCAGUGAAACUGGCAGUGUUUGCUUGGCCAAAUACUCUGAAGACGGUAUGUGGUACAGGUCAUUUGUUUGGCCUGCUCAGUCCAGUCUACACUUUAAUGUGUUCUUUGUAGAUUAUGGAAGCAAGCAGGUUGCUGAAAAAAAGAAUGUAUUCCCCGUUCCCGUAAAGGCGACUGAUUUGCUUUGGACACCUAUGCAAGCUUUAAGGUGUAGUCUUUUAGGUAUUCCUGAGGAGGAACAUUUGCCUGAAGUUAAUACAUGGCUUGAGAAGGCCAUUCUCAACAAGGUACUUCGAGCAAAGUUUGUUGCAACAAACUGCAGUGGACAUUUCACCUGUGACCUGUUUGAUGGUGACCUUCAUAUCAAUGAGAAAGUAAGAGAGAUUUUUGCAAUUCAUAGACAGAAUGAUAAAUCUGUCAGGAAAACUAUCAGUGAUUGCUGUAAAGAAGUGUGGAAUGUAUCCUCUGUGGCCAACAAAUUCAAGACCAGAUGGAGACCUCAUGUGGAAUCUGUGGUCAAAUCACAGAGGACACCAGGCCAUAGCAAAGUCAUACAGGGAAAUGGACAGCCUUGGCAAAAGAAGUCAUCCAAAAUAAAAUCUUCACAGAAAUCUCACAAUCUAAAUGGUAGUUCUACAAUAAAUGGCCGUGGCUUAGAAAAACACAGCCUGAAGCCCACAAAGCAACUGCAGAAAGAAAAGUGCACCAUUUCAAGCACUUCUAAAGUACAGCCCUCUAAAGUGCUGCCAAAGGUUAGUGAUCUACCAGCCAUCAAAAUUGCAAAAGGAUUCAGAUGCAUAGGGUUCGUUCCUCACUACGACUCUGCUGAAAGCUUCUUUAUCCAAAUGGAAAAGGAUGAACAAAAUCUCCUUAAUAUAAGAGAGGAACUAAACAGCAGCCCUUUCACCAAGAGCUUGCAGAGUGUUACCUCAAAUGUAAAAGUAGGGGAUCUGAUUGCUGCUAGGUAUGACGAGGACUUGGCCUUAUAUCGAGCUGCUGUCAAAGGUAUAGAAUCCAAUGGUUUCCUAAAAGUUGAAUUUGUUGACUAUGGAAACACAGCAACUGUUGACAGUAAGAAAAUUUACCCAUUAGCAAGCAAGUUUCUGUCUCAGGCAAGAUUAAGCACUCCAUGCAAAUUUUUAAAACCAUACAUUUUAGAGGAUGUUGAGUCUUUACUCAAAUGUGACAAACCUCUGAUGGUGGAGUUUGUAAUGAAACUUGGCAAUGCAUGGGCAGUGAGCAUUCAGAGACUUGAUCCAUUGCAUGAGUUGAGAAAAUCUGAUCCUGCUGAAGGAACAGAAGAAAAGUUUCCAGAUUCAGACCAAGCCAAACAAAGGCAAAAGCUAUAUGCGGCAGUGAAUGAAGAUGACACUUCCUUCACAAGUAUCUGUGAAAAGACUGACGCAGAACCAGUAAGCAUUAAAGAAAGCACCAAAACACACAACAAUAGAAACAACGGCAGUAAAAUGGUUCAAGAGAAAACCUUAGAAAAAGUCCAGGCCACAAGAGCCGUAGAUUACAAGCCGAAAGCAUGUGCCUACAAAUCUAAACCUGCUGAGAAACAAGAUGUUGGUCAAAGCGAUUUGCCACAGAAGCCUGAAAUACAUAUCAGUGUUACAAAGAAUGACAUUUUGGAUAUAUCAAACAAUUCCAGUAGUUGUACAGGUUCAAAUGCACUUGAAACCUCUGUUAGACUGCCAGAGAGAGUAGAAGUAGAUGGACAGGAUAUCGGUCAGUCUGUUGUACAUGAGCCAGCUUCAGCACAUGAUUGCCCCACACCCACGGCCAUUCCUCCUGAGAAGCCAAUGGACAAAGAUGAUCAGAUACGACGCUUGUUUCUCGCACCUAUUAAAAGGGAUCAAGAAUACUCAGGAUUUGCAGCAGCAGUCACCACACCUAGUGAAUUUCACAUCAUACUUGAGGACCUACUUGUAAUCAUGAUUGCUGUAUCAAAUGUCCUUCAAGAUCUUUCAGAAGACUUGGCUCCGUUGCCAGAGGCUCAUCUGAUUCCCGGUACCGGCUGCCUGGUAAAGUCUGAAGAGAAGAAGAAAUGGUGUAGAGCAGAGAUAAUACAAUGUGACGACGCAUCAGUGACCGUGAAUCUCGUUGAUUACGGAUACUAUAUACAUUUGGCAUGCCAAGAUGUCUGCAAACUUAAAGUGCUUCCUGUUGAGCUUGCUGGACUUCCAAAGAUCACUUACCCUUGCUUUUUAAGAGGAGUUAACCCAGCUGAUGGGCUGCAUUGGUCUGAUCAUGCUGCCCUGUUUUUCCAACAGUGUACGUAUCAAAACAAACUUAAGAUACACUUCAGACACUACGUAUCAAAGGCACAGUGGGCGGUUGAUAUCGUCGCGUCCAACAAAAAUAUUGCCAAAGAGCUGGUUGAUGCUGGUCAUGCUCAAUAUAUUGACACUGUGCUUGGAAUACGGUUUCAGCAAGAGCUAGGCCAUUAAAGGGUUAAUCAAGUCCAACUUUGGAGAGAAUGCCUAAAUCUGCCAUGCAUGAAGAGAUACAAUCAAAGCUGGAGAAUGUGCCACAGAUAUUUGGAAGACUUGGAAUGAUGCUGAAGAAAUUUCUAGAGGCUGUAGUACAGGCUGAAGGCCUCUUCAGUGGAAGCUCUGACAAACAUGGAUCAGCAGAGGAAAUGUCUAGGUUAAUCCAAUGUUUCUGCGGACUGCAGUGAACUGGAUUCCAUGUGAAAUUUAUGCUGAGAAAACGUUUUGAAAUAUUAUUGCUUGAUUAUUUUGAUUAUUAAUCUUAUUUGGUUAAUAUUUACGUGUUGUCUGUGUAAUUUUUCUCUCUGAAAUUAGGAAAGAUAUUUGGUUGUGUUAAAUGUUGGGGUUUUAGAAGCAUGGACUUUUUCAGUCUUUUUGUUUUGUUAGCUGUUAAAAACAAAACAAGUAUGUGAUUGUUGUUAUUGAUUGUAAUGAAUAUUUUCAUUUGUGUGUUAUUGUGCAAAAGCACUGUAUUGUUUUCCCCACA
This is a messenger RNA of Hemibagrus wyckioides, 6114 nucleotides long. RefSeq names its product tudor domain containing 15 (gene tdrd15). Gene Ontology annotation, biological process: spermatogenesis. Bases 168 to 5585 code for a protein of 1805 amino acids. The transcript has 5 exons. NCBI's taxonomy places the organism in Eukaryota, Metazoa, Chordata, Actinopteri, Siluriformes, Bagridae. The record is from RefSeq and is a predicted model, not a curated record.